Molecule: messenger RNA, 4038 nt
Organism: Mollisia scopiformis
Lineage: Eukaryota; Fungi; Ascomycota; Leotiomycetes; Helotiales; Mollisiaceae
Exons: 5
Coding region: 55-3984 (1309 amino acids)
Biological process (GO): intracellular calcium ion homeostasis
Cellular component (GO): endoplasmic reticulum membrane
Molecular function (GO): ATP binding; P-type ion transporter activity; ATP hydrolysis activity
Source: RefSeq, a predicted model, not a curated record
CGUUGAAAUAAAUUCUUUCACACCUUCACUGCACCUCUUUCACAUGAAUGCGCAAUGGCGCCUCUUGUGGAUAAUCCGCUGAUAGCAUCUGCGACGUUGCAUAAUCCAUUGCCACUUUACUUUCAUACCUAUGUCUGGCCUUUUGCGAUCAUAUGGCCCAUCUUUCUACGAUAUUACCUUUCCGGAGAAUUAUACACAAAGCAUAUUAAUGGUUCAGAAUGGACAUUCGUUUGGUGUGGGACAAUCAUCACUGCUCAAAGUUUGACUUGGCUAUGUACGAAAUGGAACGUCAACUUGCAGUCACUCUUCACUUCAGUCUCUGCCGACAAAGUUCAGGACGCGAAGCUCAUUAAGGUCAUUCCUGUUGCCAAUGCCGGGUCUUCCGAAAUCUGCUCAAUCGAUAGGGACAACGCUGGGGGCAAGAAAAACAUUUCGUUUCUCUUCCAAAAAAGACGAUUCCUAUACAACUCCGAGAAGAACUCCUUCUCUCCUCUUUCCUACGCGAUCGAUGCGGACCCCAAACCAUUGAUUGGAGACUUCCAGAAUUCCAGAGGCUUACCGACUGCAUCUGAGAUCUCCAGAAUUCAUCAACAUUAUGGGGAUAACACUUUCGAUAUUCCAGUUCCUUCUUUUACGGAAUUAUUCAAGGAACACGCUGUGGCACCUUUCUUCGUCUUUCAAAUCUUCUGUGUUGGAUUAUGGAUGCUGGACGAGUACUGGUACUAUUCACUCUUUACUCUGUUCAUGCUUGUUGUAUUCGAGAGUACAGUAGUAUGGCAGCGCCAACGCACCUUGAACGAAUUCCGAGGCAUGAGCAUCAAGCCAUACGAGAUCUACGUUUAUAGAAUGAACAAAUGGGAACAUACUCAUAGCGACAAGCUAUUGCCAGGAGAUUUAGUAUCUGUCGGGCGUACCAAGGAAGACAGCGGAGUAGCAUGUGAUAUGCUUUUGGUUGAGGGUAGUGCGAUUGUCAACGAAGCAAUGUUGUCCGGAGAAAGUACACCGCUUUUGAAAGAUUCGGUUCAACUCAGACCCGGAGAUGCUACACUGGAACCAGAGGGCCUCGACAAGAAUGCUUUCUUAUAUGGCGGAACCAAGGUUCUUCAGAUUACUCAUGGCAAUACGGAAGAGGCAAGACCUAAGGUUGCAUCUGGUGUAUCACCUCCUCCCGAUGAUGGUGCUUUGGCCAUUGUUGUCAAGACCGGAUUUGAGACAUCUCAAGGCAGCUUGGUCAGAACCAUGAUCUACUCCACGGAACGUGUUUCGGCAAACAAUGCUGAAGCUCUUCUGUUCAUUCUGUUCCUGUUGAUCUUCGCAAUUGCAGCUUCUUGGUAUGUAUGGGAUGAAGGUGUGAAGAAGGACAGAAAACGAUCCAAGCUUCUCCUCGACUGUGUCUUGAUUGUCACUAGUGUCGUUCCACCAGAGCUUCCUAUGGAACUAAGUCUUGCUGUCAACACCAGUCUUGCAGCUCUAAGCCGUUAUGCCAUCUACUGUACCGAGCCUUUCCGCAUUCCAUUCGCAGGACGUGUCGACGUCGCUUGUUUUGAUAAGACUGGUACAUUGACCGGCGAAGAUCUGGUUGUCGAGGGUAUUGCUGGUCUUGGUCUUGGUCAUUCUGGAACGGAUACACCUCGUGAGACUGAUGGGGCGCAUAGCCACAUUACCCCUGUUCUGGAUGCCGGUCUGGAAACGACUCUUGUGCUAGCUACGGCACAUGCGCUCGUUAAGCUGGACGAAGGCGAUAUUGUUGGAGAUCCAAUGGAAAAGGCAACAUUGACAUCCCUUGGUUGGACUCUGGGCAAGAACGACAUUCUCACAAGCAAGGUUCCUCAGGGCGCAAACGUCUCAUCAGCAUCCAACAGCGUUCAGAUCAAACGUCGAUUCCAAUUUUCUUCGGCUUUGAAGCGUCAAAGCUCUGUUGCCACCAUCACUGCACAACACUCUGCCACAGGAAAGAAGAUCAGAAGCACCUUCGUUGGUGUCAAAGGUGCUCCUGAGACUAUAAUGAAAAUGCUGGUCAAGGUUCCUGCAGAUUAUGAGGAGACUUUCAAGUACUUUACUCGAAAGGGUUCCCGUGUUCUUGCACUCGCUUACAAGCAUCUCUCCAUCGACUCAGAAAUUGGAUCUGGCAAGAUUAACGAAUUGAAGCGAGAAAAUGUUGAGGCUGGUCUGAACUUCGCUGGGUUCUUGGUUCUACAUUGUCCUCUCAAGGACGAUGCCAAGAAAUCUGUUCAAAUGCUUAACGAGAGCAGUCAUCGUGUGGUCAUGAUUACUGGAGACAAUCCUCUCACUGCUUGUCACGUGGCUCACGAAGUCGAAAUCGUGGACAGAGAUGUUCUGAUUCUCGAUGCACCUGAACAUGAUGACUCUGGGGAGAAGUUGGUUUGGAGGAGUAUCGAUGAUCAAAUCUCAAUCCCUGUUGAUCCUACGAAACCUAUCGACCCCAAGAUCAUUGAGUCCAAAGAUCUUUGUGUUACUGGUUACGCUCUCGCUAAGUUCAAAGGUCAAGUCGCCCUCUCCACCAUCUACCGGUACGCUUGGGUCUACGCUCGGGUGUCUCCAAAACAGAAAGAAGAAAUCCUCAUGGGACUCAAGGAUCUUGGAUAUCACACUCUUAUGGCCGGUGAUGGAACGAACGAUGUUGGUGCUCUGAAGCAAGCUCAUAUUGGUGUCGCAUUGUUGAAUGGUUCACAAGAUGACCUCAACAGGAUCGCCGAACAUUUCCGCAACACAAAGAUGAAGGAAAUGUACGAGAAGCAAUGCCAGAUGAUGACCAGAUUUAACCAGCCAACGCCACCAGUACCCGUAAUGAUCGCUCACCUGUACCCUCCCGGACCCACGAAUCCUCACUAUGAGACCGCGAUGAAGCGAGAGGCAGAGAAGAAAGGCAUAGCCGUGGCGCUGAGUGAGACUGCAGCUGAUAAAACAAAUGGCAUUGAAACAAUUACCUCGCCAGGCGCACAAGCUCUCAUUGAUAGCCGAAACCCUAAGCAGACUCAAGCACAGCAGAAGGCCAUGGGUUUGGCAGAAAAGUUCACUCAAAGUAUGACAGAAAUGGAGCUCGAUGAGGAGCCACCGACUAUCAAGUUGGGUGAUGCUUCUGUUGCUGCACCAUUCACAAGCAAGCUUAGCAACGUUAUCGCAAUUCCCAACAUCAUUCGACAAGGACGUUGCACUCUCGUAGCAACGAUCCAGAUGUACAAGAUUCUUGCCCUCAAUUGUCUUAUCAGCGCCUACAGUCUUUCUGUUCUGUACUUGGAGGGCAUUAAGUUUGGAGAUGGCCAAGUCACAAUCAGUGGUAUGCUUAUGAGUGUCUGUUUCCUGUCCAUCUCCAGAGCGAAGUCUGUUGAAGGUCUAUCGAAAGAACGUCCUCAACCCAAUAUUUUCAAUUUCUACAUUAUUGGAUCUAUUUUGGGACAGUUCGCUAUACACAUUGUUACCUUGAUCUACAUCGCCCGUUACUGCGACACGAUUGCUCCACGUAGCGAGGAAAUUGAUCUUGAGGGGGAGUUUGCACCAUCUCUGCUAAACAGUGCUGUGUACCUUUUGCAACUCAUCCAACAAAUCUCGACUUUCGCCAUUAACUACCAGGGUCGGCCGUUCAGAGAGGCUCUUUCGGAAAACCGUGGAAUGUACUGGGGCAUUAUUGGUGUCUCAGCCAUUGCCUUCUCUUGCUCAACAGAAUUCGUUCCCGAGAUCAAUGAGAAGAUGCGCCUUGUUCCCUUCACGUCGGACUUCAAGUGGACGAUGACUACCGUCAUGAUUGUUGAUUAUCUCGGCUGUUAUGUAAUCGAAAAGGCAUUGAAGGCACUGUUCAGUGAUUACAAGCCAAAGGACAUUGCGAUCAGAAGACCUGAUCAAUUGGCUACGGAGCAAAAGAGAAUUGAUGAUGAGAAGGCAGAACAGGUCAGAUUAGCUGAGGAGAAAGCUGCAAAAGAGAUUGCAGAACUAGAGAGAAAGUUGGCUGAGAAGACAAGAGCUUAGAGUGUAGAUAUUGCGCAUCAGAAUGCAGUGUACAAUAUGAAUGCAUUUUUGGUC